CCCCGCUACUCCGUGCGAGAGGCCGUCACCUGGGGCGCUGUGGGCGCGGUGCUGCUGCAGCUGCUCCGGCAGAUCGCGGGGCUCAGGUCGCUGCCGGACUCCCGGACGGAGCGGAGGCUGCCCUGGAGCUCCUCGCUGCCCCCGCAGCCCGCAGCGGUGACUGAAGCCUCAGCCGGCUGUCCUGGCGAGCAGCUGGGGUCGCAGUUCCUGCAGAAAGCAAGUGCAGAGGCUGUAGCAGAGAGUUCAUCCUCAGGCAUCCCCUCGGGGCAAGGAGAGAGCCAGCCCUGGGCAGAAGCAGGAGAGUUCCAAAUCCCUGUGAGCUGCAGGGUGGGGCCAGUUCUCCACAGUGCAAAGGGUGACCCAGCUCAGCGAGGGCAGUUAGAGGAAGCCGCUUCCCAAUUGCAGCAGAUUUUCCGAAUUGAUAUUUCCAUUGCAUUGAAUAUCCUCGGCAUCGAGAGCAUGAGGGCGGGGCACAGCCGGGUGGCCUUCACCUGCUUCAGGCUGGCCGCGGAUCGGGGCUACAGCAAAGCCCAGUUCAACGUGGGGCUGUGCUACGAGCACGGCAGGGGCACGGAAAAGGACCUGGAAAAGGCAGGUUUUUAUUACUGCCAGGCAGCCAGCAGCCGUCACCCCAUGGCCCAGUACCGCUACGCCAGGUACCUGCUCCAGCACGGCCCUGGCAGCCUCUGGGACAGGAAUCACAAGGCUGUGGCACUCCUGGAGCAAGCAGCAGGGGCUGGCAUCACAGAGGCACAGGCUUAUCUUGGAGUGUUCUACAUGAGGGGGCUUCAGCCCCAGGAGGAGAGAGGUCUGAAGUACCUGCUGCAGGCAGCAAACAGUGGGGAUGCCCAGAGCAGGUUCCACGUGGGUGUGUGCCACGAGCAGGGCCUGGGGGUGCAGCAGAACGUGGCGGAGGCGCUGCGGCACUACCGGCAGUCAGCGGCCGCGGGGAACAGACAGGCCCAGGACAGGCUGCGGGCAUGGCAGCAGGAGCUGCAAGAUGUGCACACAAAGCAUCCAUUCCCUUCAGGAUUAAGAGCCUCCUCCUCCAGCCCCAAUUUCUGGACUAUUGAGCCUGUGUCUGCAGGUCAGGCAGGACAGUGUGGCCUGACCCUGCCCCACUCAUGGAGCACAGGCAGGCUGCACAUGAUGCUGCUCAGCAGUGCAGGGUGGAGCUGUGCCCUCAGAGCCAGGACAGUGCCACUGGAGCUGCAGGGCUGGGAGCCCCAGCACUGCUGGCCCUAGAGCAGGCAGAGGGCAAGGCAGCCCUUGGUGUGGGCUGGAACCAGGCUGGCAGUGAAUGGAAAGAGAAAGCUCUCUGUUCAUGCAACAGGAGUGGCAUUUUUAAAUGCCUGGGGUUUGAGAAUAAACUUUGUGAUGUCUCCUACACUA
Molecule: messenger RNA, 1392 nt
Organism: Parus major (Great Tit)
Lineage: Eukaryota; Metazoa; Chordata; Aves; Passeriformes; Paridae
Gene: DELE1
Product: DAP3 binding cell death enhancer 1
Exons: 10
Molecular function (GO): protein binding
Source: RefSeq, a predicted model, not a curated record